Gambusia affinis (western mosquitofish) is the source of this 4461-nucleotide messenger RNA. Its product is annotated as NLR family CARD domain-containing protein 3-like. The coding region runs from base 833 to 4273 and encodes 1146 amino acids. NCBI's taxonomy places the organism in Eukaryota, Metazoa, Chordata, Actinopteri, Cyprinodontiformes, Poeciliidae. The transcript is spliced from 15 exons. Gene Ontology annotation, molecular function: protein binding. The record is from RefSeq and is a predicted model, not a curated record.
UCAAAUCCGGUUCUCCUCUGACUUGUUUUUGUGGUUUUGUUCGGGGACUAAAUUGGAGUGUUGUUGCGAUACACAGAGCGACUGCUGGACCAGUAGGGGAGGCUAACUGGAUGUUUCUGUCAACCACUCAUUACAGGAGAAACGCUUGGAGGGAAGAAGUUAAAGCUCUCCAUUCAUUCUGGGUCUCAAAGCUCAACCAUCGGUGUAGCAUUUGUGGUUUUGAGAAAAUACUGUGACAACUAGACGGAUUGCAGUGCUGCUGGAUUUCUGGUUUCUCACCCCCCAACCCUCUUCAAGUGAUGUAUUGUGAUUGCUUUAAAAGCUGUGGACCAGUUGUGUGGAGUCACAUUGUUUCUGUUCACAACACAUUAGGUGACCGGAGCAUCUGUCAGGAUGACUGAACGUCGAUGGAGGAGGAAGAGGAGGAAGAGGAGGAUCCUCCAGGACUGAUGGCUCAGAGACGAGCAGAGAGGCAUUUCGUUACCGUCAACAUCGCUCAGCGUUGAGGUUGCAAAGCAGCAAGACAUGCAGAUUUCAGGUGGUUUACACUCAGAGGUUCUGGUCGGGAAAUGAAACUGGUAAACGGACCUGGUGGAGCAGAGAGACAGAAAUGAUUGAACUCCAACAAAACUAUGAGGAAACUGAAGCUCCACGCCUUUCCUCAGAACUGAUCUGGAUCAGAACCGGUUCAGCAGCAUCUGGAUCAGCCAAUCAGCAGGAGUUUCCUCCUGCAUGUUUCUGCUGGUUCCAGUAGAAACGGUGAACUGGUGUCAGAGGUGAUCCACUGCUGGGAUCUGAUGGAAGUCUCUCUGUUUGUUCUGAGAGGAAGAAGAUGAAGAUGAUGAUGAAGAUGAUGAUGAUGAUGAUGAUGAUGAUCCUCAUCCUCCUGCUCGUUUCCCAGCAUGCUCUGGGUGGAGUGGUGGAGGUUAAUGAGGGGGCGGAGUCUGUCCUGCUGCCCUGCGAUUACUCUGGUCUUCUACCUGGAGAUCCGUUACUCAUCUGGACUCGCAGUGAUCUCAGUCCUAACUUCGUCCAUCUACGGAGUGAAAACGGUGACGAUCUUAAAAACCAGAACCAGCGUUUCAGAGACCGGACCUCCAUGAAUCCUGACGCUCUGGAUACUGGAAACUUCAGCCUGACUCUGAGGAAACCUCAACCGUCUGAUGGAGGAAACUACACCUGCAGCAUCUCUGAUGGAAGAGAAGAAUGGAAAGUGAAACAAAUUCAUCUGAAGGUCAAAGUUGAUCAGCAGGAGGUCAAGGUCACUGAAGGGUCAGGUUCUGUCGUCCUGCCCUGCACAACAUCAUCCCACCUUCCUGAGGACACAAUAGUGGAGUGGACCCGGUCAGAACCAGAAUUUAUGAUGGUUCACAGCAGCAACCAAAGAAACCAGGACGGUUUUUACCGCGACCGAACAGAGAUGAAGAAAGAUUUCCUGAGGACCGGAGACGUCAGCCUGACCCUGAGGAACCCCAGAGACGGAGACGGUGGACGCUACGUCUGCACCGUCUACAGAGACCAGGACGUCCUGAGACACACUGUGGUUCUGGAAUAUGAACCUUUUCCAUCCUGGGCCAAAGCUCUGCUGGUUCUGCUGGUUCUGCUGGUUCUCAUCGUCUCUGCAGUUUUAUAUCAUUUUAAAGAUUAUUUCCUGCCAGAUCCACUGAAGGUGGAUCCAUGGGUUAAAUCUGUCCUGCUGCCCUGCAUAACCAACGUCUGCCUGCCUGGAGGCGCUAGAGUGGAGUGGAAGAACGGACAGAACAAGUUGGUCCAUGUGUAUCCAAACGGUUCUGCUGAUCCUGAAGGACAGAACCUGACCAGCAGCAACAGAACCAGGAUGAAUGACGACCCACUGAAGACUAAAGACCUCAGUCUGACUCUGGAACGUCCCUCAGUUGCAGACAGCGGGAUCUACACCUGCAGAGUCUCCAUCAGGAAACGAGUCAUCCUGAUGAUGAAACGGGUUCAUCUCCAGGUCAAAGAUAUUGUUGCUCAGUAUCAGCCUGACCUUAAAGAGUUUCUGAAGAUGAAGUUCCAGAGUCUCUCUGAAGGCGUCGCUGAACAUGGAAAUAAAACCGUUCUGAACCAGAUCUACACAGAGCUCCACAUCACAGAGGGGUUAACUAGAGAGGUCAACCAGGAACAUGAGGUCAGACAGAUUGAAACAGCAUCCAGGAAACAAGAAACAAUCAGAAGAGAAGACAUCUUUAAAACCCCACCUGGAAGAGAUCAACCAAUCAGAACAGUGAUGACCAUGGGAGUGGCUGGCAUUGGGAAAACACUGUUAACACAGAAGUUCACUCUGGACUGGGCUGAAGGCAAAACCAACCAGAACAUUGAUUUCAUAUUUCCAUUCACUUUCAGAGAGCUGAAUAUGUUGAAAGAUAAAAAGUUCAGUUUGGUGGAACUGAUUCAUUACCACUUUGAAGAUAUUAAAGAUGCAGGAAUACGCAGCUUUAAAAAGUUCCAGAUUCUGUUUAUCUUUGAUGGUCUGGAUGAAAGUCGAAUUCGUCUGGAUUUCCAAAACACGAAAAUAUUAACUGACACUGAAAAGUCAACCUCACUGGAUGUUCUGGUGACAAACAUCAUCAGGGGGAAACUGCUUCCUUCUGCUCUCCUCUGGAUAACCACACGACCUGCAGCAGCCAAUCAGAUCCCUCCUCAGUGUGUUGGCAUGGUAACAGAGGUCAGAGGGUUCACUGACCCCCAGAAGGAGGAAUACUUCAGGAAGAGAUUCAGAGAUGAUGAAGAGAAGGCCAACAGGAUCAUCUCCCACAUCCAGAAAUCAAAAACUCUCCACAUCAUGUGUCACAUCCCAGUUUUCUGCUGGAUCACUGCUAAAGUUCUGGAGAAUCUGAUGGAGACCAGAGAGGGAGGAGAUCUGCCCAAGACCCUGACUGAGAUGUACAUAGAGUUCCUGAAGGUUCAACUCAAAAUCAAGAAGGAAAAGUAUGAUAGAGGAGAAAAGACAGAAUCAAUCUGGAGUCCAGAGAACAGGAAGCUGAUUGAGUCUCUAGGAAGACUGGCUUUUGAUCAGCUGCUGAAGGGAAACCUGAUCUUCUAUGACAAAGAGCUCAAACAGUGUGACAUCAACAUCAAAGAUGCUGCGUUGUUCUCAGGAGUUUUCACUGAAAUGUUUAAAACAGAGAGAGGAGUGAACAACAAAUCAGUUUACUCCUUUGUUCAUCUGAGCAUCCAGGAGUUUCUGGCUGCAGUCUACAUGCUCCACUGUUUCACCAGCAGGAAGUCAGAGGUGAUCCAGACGUUCCUGGGAGAAAAAUACAGAGAAACAUCUCUAGAUGAGUUUAUGAAGAAAGUCAUGGAGAAAUCCCUCAGCAGUAAAAAUGGCCACCUGGACCUGUUUGUCCGCUUCCUUCAUGGUCUCACUGUGGAGUCCAACCAGAACCUCUUAGAAGAUCUGCUGGGUCAGAGAGAGAACAGUCCAGAAACCAUCCAGAGAAUCAUCACCAACCUGAAGAAGAUGAACACUGAUAGAAUCUCUCCUGACAGAAACAUCAACAUCUUCUACUGUCUGGUGGAGAUGAACGAUCUCUCAUUUUAUCAGGAGAUCCAACGGCUGCUGGAUUCAGGGAAGCAUCUCUCAGUGACUGACUGUUCAGCUCUGGCCUUCAUGCUGCAGAUGUCAGAGGUUCUGGAUGAGUUGGACCUGGAGAAGUACAACACAUCAGAAUCAGGACGAGUGAGACUGGUUCCAGCUGUGAGGAACUGCAGAAAGGCUCGACUUGGUGGCUGUUUGCUCCAUCAGGAUGAAUGUAAAGUUUUGGCCUCAGCGCUGAAGUCCAACCCAGAUCUGACUGAACUGGAAAUAAAUGAGAUCAUCAUAGAUGAAGGUGGAGAAUCUGAUCUGAAGCCUUUGGUUGAGAUCCUGGAGAGUUCAGUCAGUAAAGUGAAGAAUCUGAGAUUGAAUCUCUGCAGGUUGUCAGAGACCAGCUGGACUUCUCUGUUCUCAGCUCUGAAGUCCAAACAGACCCAUCUGACAGAACUGAACAUGACCGGAACCAACCUGAAAGAUUCUGGACUGAAGGAUCUCUGUGGUUUUCUACAGACUGAAGGCUGCAGACUGGAGACAUUGGGAUUGCAGAGCUGCUGGUUGUCAAAGAUCAGCUGUGAUUAUUUGGCUUCAGCUCUGAAGUCCAACAGCCUCCAUCUGAAAGAACUGGACCUGAGAGGAAACGACCUGAAUUAUUCAGAUGUUCAGCAGCUGAAGGAUCUUGUAGAUGAUCUAAAGUUGGAAUUGUUCACUCCACAGUAGAGAAUGGACUCUGUGUCCUGCUGAUCCUCAGAGGUUGAAGCUGCAGCAGUUUGAGUCUAAAUAGACUUUGACUGGAUCAUGAUGAUGACCUCUGACCUCAAAGAUUUUCCUCCUGUUUAUUUUCUCAUGUCUGUCAUUUAGUGUCUGAUAUUGUUUGUCUCUUUGGAUCAAUAAAGAUCCAAUUCAAA